This is a messenger RNA of Oncorhynchus tshawytscha (Chinook salmon), 1082 nucleotides long. RefSeq names its product gastrotropin. Lineage: Eukaryota; Metazoa; Chordata; Actinopteri; Salmoniformes; Salmonidae. Bases 296 to 658 code for a protein of 120 amino acids. The transcript has 4 exons. Gene Ontology annotation, cellular component: cytosol; nucleus. Gene Ontology annotation, molecular function: fatty acid binding. Gene Ontology annotation, biological process: fatty acid transport. The record is from RefSeq and is a predicted model, not a curated record.
GAAAUACACUUUUCUGAACACUUGAGUGCCUGAUUGUUUCUGCGUGCAAGCAACGUUAUUUCGUUGCAUUGGCAAUAGAACGACAAGUUGCCUUGACUGGCAUGUGCUCUACAAACUCCCUAUUGGAGUCUUUGUGCUGCUGUCAGUGAGGCCUGUGUGUGGAGGGAGGGAAUGAGGCAGUUUUGUCAGUGAGUCACUGAACAUUGCAUGAUAAAAAGAAAGAAUUCUUUCAAAAGAAGGAGAAUACCACACCUCUCUAGAGUUCUCUGCUGUCUCUGGUCAGUUCUUCCCCACCAUGGCAUUCUCUGGGACGUAUGAGCUUGAAAGUCAAGAGAAUUACAAUGAGUUUCUGGAGGCAAUUGGGUUUGCCAAUGCCAAGACUGACUUCAAAGUGAUAACAGAAGUGCUUCAGGAGGGGGACGAUUUUACCUGGUCACAGAUUAUUCCCAACUGGACCUUGACUAACAAGUUCACCAUCGGAAAGGAGUGUGAGCUAGAGAGCAUGCUACGCACCAAGUUCGUGACCACCGUCACCAUGGAAGGAGGCAAGAUAAUUAUUCCGUUCCCCCAGUAUCAUUUCACUGCGGAGAUCAGUGGGGACAAGCUGAUCAUGGUAGGAGAGACUGAGGCAGAGAGAAAGAAAGAGGAGAGUGAUUGAGUUAGUGAGUGAUUAAACUCUGUACAACCGCCGGGGAGAAGGGUGUGACCCUGAAGAGAAUCAACAAGAGGAUCUGAUAUCAAAAAUGUAACAUGUUGAGGCAGCGCUCUUCUGUGUGUGCUGUUACUGGAAACCUUGUCCCCACUACCUCGUAAACUACCCGUAUGUUACUGUUUCACCUCCACAAACAUCUGGAUGACUCAUACCACCUGGAUCACCCUUCCAGUACAUUUCCAGCAACGGUGCCCUGUCCAUCUUUAAUAUAAAAAGAGAUGUACCAAACAGUCUAUGCAACUUCCUGAUAUUCAAUGUUUUAAGUGUGUCAAUGGAAUCCAUGAACUACCUUCAUGUGAAUAAAGUAAUGUCUUAUUUCUUUGUACCAGCUGAUCAUGUAAAAUAAAAGUAAAAUGAACACGCAAGAGAA